Messenger RNA from Jatropha curcas, 2482 nucleotides. Its product is annotated as protein AUXIN SIGNALING F-BOX 2. Gene Ontology annotation, biological process: SCF-dependent proteasomal ubiquitin-dependent protein catabolic process. Gene Ontology annotation, cellular component: SCF ubiquitin ligase complex. NCBI's taxonomy places the organism in Eukaryota, Viridiplantae, Streptophyta, Magnoliopsida, Malpighiales, Euphorbiaceae. Gene Ontology annotation, molecular function: protein binding. The record is from RefSeq and is a predicted model, not a curated record.
UGUUUUUCUGAGAGAGAGGGAGAGGGAGAGGAGAGAUGGGAAGAGUAUCUGUUUAUGAUCUCUCUCUGGCUCUGUAGUUUCAUUUUUCUAUUAUUGGGUAUUAUUGCUGUUGGAUUUUGAUUUAGUGAACAAUUUCCAUUUAGGGAAGUCUCAGAUUAAUAGAUCUCCGUUCUUUAAUCUCUUUCUUUUUUUUCCUUUUUUUUUUUUUUUAUCAAUUUGUGUAAUCAUCACUUUUUGAUUCAAAUAUGAUCACUCAUAACCCAACAAGAAAGCAUUUUCUAUCACUUUCUCGGGAAAAUUCGACUUCUUUCUAUCUCUUCUGUCAUUCUAAUAGUACCCAUUAGCUAUUUUUUCAUUUCCAGAUCUGCUCCCUCCAUUAUUGUACUUUUUAUUCAAGAUCUAGCUAUAAUUUUACAGCUUCAGAUCUGGGUUUGUUUAUUUCAAUAUAAAAGAUUCUCCUUUUUUAUUUUUUAGAUUGAAUGUGUAUUUUUCCCAUUUAGUUGGUAGAGCGAGGAAAAGAAAAUGAAUUAUUUCCCAGAUGAGGUACUAGAGCAUGUGUUCGAUUUUGUGACAUCGCAUAGAGACCGAAACUCAGUGUCUCAAGUAUGUAAAUCAUGGUACAGGAUUGAAAGCUAUAGCAGAGAGAAGGUUUUCAUAGGAAAUUGUUAUGCGAUCAGUCCGGAGAGAGUGAUUGGGAGAUUCCCAGGUCUGAAGUCUAUUACUUUGAAGGGAAAGCCUCAUUUUGCUGAUUUCAAUCUGGUCCCAAAUGAUUGGGGAGGCUUUGUUUACCCGUGGAUCGAAGCUUUUGUUCGCAACCGGGUUGGGUUGGAGGAGCUCCGGCUUAAGAGAAUGGUUGUAUCCGAUGACAGCUUGGACCUACUAUCAAGGUCUUUUGUGAAUUUUAAGUCUCUGGUUCUUGUCAGUUGUGAAGGGUUUACUACUGAUGGCCUUGCUGCUGUAGCUGCUAAUUGUAGGAAUCUUAGGGAGCUGGACCUGCAAGAAGAUGAAGUUGAGGAUCAUAGAGGCCAUUGGCUUAGUUGUUUCCCUGAUAGCUGUACAUCUCUCGUGUCACUUAACUUUGCUUGCCUUAAAGGAGAUAUUAAUUUAGGAGUUCUCGAGAGACUUGUAGCAAGAUCUCCAAAUCUCAGGAGUUUGAGGUUAAACCGUGCAGUACCACUUGAUACACUUCAAAAAAUAUUGAUGCAAUCACCUCAGUUAGUGGAUUUGGGUGUAGGGUCUUAUGUACAUGAUCCAGAUUCUGAGACCUAUAAUAAAUUAGUGACUGCUAUUCAAAAGUGUAAAUCAGUCAGGAGUUUGUCUGGGUUUUUGGAAGUUGCUCCCCACUGCCUACCAGCUUUUCACUUGAUUUGCCCGACCCUGACCUCCUUGAACCUGAGUUAUGCUCCAGGAAUUCAAGGUAGUGAGCUUACAAAGCUAAUUCGCCACUGUAGGAAACUUCAGCGCCUUUGGAUACUUGACUGCAUUGGUGAUAAAGGGCUAGAAGUUGUGGCAUCCACUUGUAAGGACUUGCAGGAAUUGAGAGUUUUCCCUUCUGAUCCAUAUGUUGGAAAUGCAGCAGUGACUGAAGAAGGUCUGGUCGCCAUUUCCAGUGGUUGUCCCAAGCUUCAUUCAAUUUUAUACUUCUGUCAGCAGAUGACCAAUGCAGCUCUUAUUACAGUAGCCAAGAACUGCCCCAACUUCACUCGCUUCAGGUUGUGCAUCCUCGAUCCCACAAAACCAGACGCUGUGACCAUGCAGCCAUUGGAUGAAGGUUUUGGGGCAAUUGUUCAUUCUUGUAAGGGUCUCAGGCGGUUGUCACUUACUGGUCUUUUGACUGACCAAGUUUUCCUUUAUAUUGGGAUGUAUGCUGAGCAGCUAGAAAUGCUUUCAAUUGCAUUUGCUGGAGACAGUGAUAAGGGAAUGCAGUACGUGUUAAAUGGUUGCAAAAGACUUCGCAAGUUAGAGAUAAGGGAUAGCCCUUUUGGUAAUGCGGCACUUCUAAUGGACGUGGGAAAGUAUGAAACAAUGCGAUCCCUUUGGAUGUCGUCCUGUGAAGUGACUCUUGGAGGCUGCAAGACCCUUGCGAAGAAGAUGCCAAGGCUCAAUGUAGAGAUCAUGAAUGAGAAUGAGCAGGCAGAAUUUGGUGUUGAUGAUAGCCAGAAAGUAGAUAAGAUGUACUUGUAUCGGACAUUGGUAGGGCAGCGGAAAGAUGCACCAGAGUUUGUAUGGACUUUGUAGAAUGCAUCUUUUCUGGCACUGCCGAGUAUUAUUUUUCUUUGUUAUCAAGUAGUAGUACUUUGUUUUAGGCCCAGCUGAUUUUAUGGAUUUUUAGCCUGUUGGUAUUCUACUAGAGUUAUGGUGCUGUUAUUUAAUUGAUCAGAGAUUUGCUAUUUGUAAUCUUUGUUAUUAUGAAUAGAACUGUGUUAGUAUUGGCCAGUUCCAAAAAUGGUGAUAUCUGCUGCUCAGGCAGAGUUCAAGGGAA